CCCAGUGCCUUUAGCAACAAGGCCUCUUCCUGCAGUCUUCAGUACCAGAGUGAGGUUUACACCAGACUACGAGCUCACCUGCUGGAUCUCAUCCUCUACAUCAACUCUAAAUCAAAUCUUGAUUCAAAAUCAAAUAAUAAAUCUACAUCAAACCUUAUCCCACCAUCAAACCUUAUCUCACCAUCAAACAUUAACUCAAUACCAAACAUCAAACCAAAAUCAAACAUCAACUCAAAAUCAAACCCUGACUCAAAAUCACACCCAGACAAGACAAACGUCAAAUCAACAGCUACGGCACCUCCUACUUCUUCCAGCACCCCCGAUCUCCUCACCACUGACGUCGUGGGGGCGGGGUCAAAGCUCCACGAGCCAAUGGAAUACAAGAGACCUAAAACUUGGCGCACACGCGAGACCCACAGAGACAGACAAAGGCGUUUAUAUCACUGAGGCCAUACUACAAGGUGGCACCGUUAGUCAGAGGUCUAUUUCCAGUUUGCAGCGGUUCGAAACGACUACAGUCCCGUUUCGACAAGGUUCCUUGACAUUGACAGCAAACGUCCCAUCUGAAUCAAAAUAUAACAUUUAUUUUUAUCUCUGUCUAUUUCCCGUAAGAGCUAUCAGUUGUGGGGAAAAUAUUAACAGCUUGGAAUACCCCAGUCUUGCGAUGAAAGACCAAACAGAAGCUGUUAGUUCUGAAACCCCUGGAAAACUGGACAAUAACUAUAGGGACAACAUCAGCACAGAUAAUAAGAACGUGAACAAUAACAACUUGGUGCAAAACAAGGGGAUACACACAGAAAACACAGAGGCAAUUCGUAGCGCGGUACCGUUACUGCAAGAGAUGGACAAAGACAGUAGUGUUGGAGAAGGUUCUGAACCUUUCCGCAGUGUUAAGGUGAGCUUUGAGGAGUCGCCACAAAUCUUGGCGGAGAGACGACGAAGCGUACAGCAAAUGACACAGAACACAGUACCGACAUUGAUUACAGAACGAGUCGACACGAUGUCAGAAGAGAACACGACGGUGAAGGAGUCAUAUUUUACAGACAAGAUCAUGGACAAGAAGGAACACACAAAUAGGUGUAUUAGUGAACACGACUGUGUUUUGGGAAAAGGGCUGAAUGAAAGUAUGAACGACAAAGAAAACGAAAGUAAAACGUUCAGUAAACUGGACAAUGGGUCAAGAAAAGGCGCCCUAACCAAUCACAGCUCUAACUCGGAACAGCCUGACUCCCCUUUUCCUGGUAUCACUUCGAGGUCGAGUGAAAGGCUGUCGUCCCGCCAAAAUCUGGAGAACUGUUUGGAGGAAGGAACGUCAAAGGAUGAGAGUGAGAGCCUCAGUCUUCAGCAAAUAGAAAAUAAUAUCAGAAGCACUUUCACAACCGCAGCAGAGAAGGGCCAACAGUUCGCACCCGGGUGCGAGCAGCCUAGUUCGGAAGCAGAGCCAGAGCUGGCCCAAGCUCAAGGACCGCCGUCCUACGAGUCCAUCAUGGCAAAGAGUAUGGAGAUAACGGACAUAACAGAGAUAACCACAUCGAGUGCACAGCAGCCUAAAGAGAUGAUGACAUCAUCGACCAGCGGUCAAGACUUGAUCCAGGAUGGCUUCCCGAGAGGGUCAUCGGUGGCUGUAUCGGGUCAACAUGCAGUUCGUGACCAGAUAGAGAAAAUGACCAGGGUAGUAACUGCACCCGGACAUUCUCACGCGACCUGCAAUGACGUCAUCAACCCGGGUCAGCAGACAGAUACAAGAGAGGGGGCAGCGAGCACUCAGUCAACUCACAGCGCGGCGUGCACACAACAAGAAACACUCGGGGGGCACACAACAACUCAUGCUCCAUUCGCGUGUUCAGAAACUGCUGGAGGAGGUUUUGAGGUACCUGGAAAACCCGUAGGGGAAGCCAAUAUUUCCCACGAAAAAGAGAAAAACAGUUCCUCUAAGAAAACAACUGAAAGCAUCAGUGUUUCUGGAGGAAAGAAAAACAGUCCAAACAGCUCCGCUCCGAUGACAUUAAACCAGAACGCCCAGACAUAUGGAGGAGAUGGAAAGCCCCACGACGCGGACAGCACCGACGAAAAAGGCGGAGAAAAUAAAAAUGGCGCGAAAUCGAUCACAAAUAGCGACACAACUGGGUCUGACAACGCCCCAACAAACUCCCAAGGAUCUCAGAGGGAUGAUGGAAGCCCCUCAGGACAGGGACGGUCUACAAACGACGACACCACGCGACACGGAAGUGGGGGAGACAAUCCCGGAGAGGCUUCCGGUAUGGACGGAAGUGACGUAGACAGAAGUGACGUAGACGCCCUGACGGCGGACCGGCCGGCUGACGGCGAUGUGGUUGUGGUGACCGGCGGCUGCGGCUUCCUGGGCCAGCACAUUGUCAAGAUGCUGCAGCUCAAAGCUCCACACGUCUCCGAGAUAAGAGUGCUGGACUUACGCCCGUUUCAACAAAGAUUGGGGUGGGAAGCUCCAGGUGAUCUCCCUCCGUGCAAACGUCAUGUACGGGGAGCUUGACCCUUUCUACGUCACCAGCGGCCUCAAGAACGCCAAGAAGAGGAAGGGAGUAUUGUCACAGGUGGGCGACGGGACGGCCAUGUUCCAGCAAGCGUACGCCGGCAACACCGCCUGGGCCUUCGUGUGCGGCGACCUGGCCAUGCGAGAGGACCCGAUGCUCACGGGCGAGAUCUUCUACGUGCCAGACAACACGCCCGUGCAGAACUCCUUCAACUUCAUGCGGCCCUACCUGGAGGCGCGCGGCUACCGCCUCUCCGACGGCUACCUCUCCUAUCCGCUGGUCCACGGGGCCGUGGUGGCCACGGAAAUGCUGGUUAAGGCGCUGUCCCCGCUAGUGCGGUUCAGCCUACCCACCCAGUCGUACAGCCUCGAGUACAUCAACACGGACCUCUACUUCAGUGGGAACAAAGCCCGGAGCAUGCUGCGCUACGAGCCGCUCUACUCCCCUAGUGAGGCCCGCACCAUGUCCCUGCCUUACUACAUGACGGUCAAUCUCGACUCGACGACAGACGUCGACUGGACCCCGGAAGACGCCCAAAGAGCCCUCUCGACACCGGUAGGAAACCCGGCGGAGCGGACGCAGGAAGGGGUGCCUUACCCCGUCGAGCUGAUGCCACCUGCGGGAGAGGGCGCUGAUCUCGACCUGGCGACAGCGCUGGCUUCAGAAGAACUUCCUCAAACACCAUUUUCAUCGGCAGAAGUGUCGAGACAAGAAGCAAAGGGUGCGGGAGUGAAAGAACAUGGACAGGGAGAAAACUCUAGCGUAGGUGAAGCAGCGGAGAACAAAACUACGGAAGCUUCUGAAGAGGGCACUGAAACUCAAAGCCCUUCACAGAACACAAGUUCUUCACCAGCUCAAGGCGACACAUCGACAUCACCAUCACAAGGUGAUGCGUCACCACAGUCACAAGGUGAUACGCCAUCACAAGCACGAGAACAGGGCGACACGCCAUCACUAGGACAAGGUGAUAUCUCACCCCCGCCUCAAGAGGAUACCUCACCAUCAUCAACACAAGGUGGUAUACCAUCAGAAGUACAAGGAGAUACGUCCUCACCAAAACAAGGCGGUGCCUCACAGUUGCCUCAAGGGGAUAGCUCAUCACCAGCAGAAGAUGGUACAUCGUUGCCCCCACAAGAUGAUACUUAAUCCUCGUCAAGGUGAUACAUCAUCCUCAUCAAGGUGAUACAUCAUCCCCAUCAAGGUGAUACAUCAUCCCCAUCAAGGUGAUACAUCAUCCCCAUCAAGGUGAUACAUCAUCCCCAUCAAGGUGAUACAUCAUCCCCAUCAAGGUGAUACAUCAUCCCCGUCAAGGUGAUACAUCAUCCCCGUCAAGGUGACAUAUCAUUCCUCAGAAAGGGAUACAUAACUCUGGCUGAGUAAGAUAACUACUACCUUACUAAGAUGACCACAUUUCUCCUUGACAAUAGGAGGUCACCGUGGACAAGAUGACUGACGUAAAAACAUUGGCAAAAUAUAUCAAAAGGAAUUUAGAGUUUCAUGGUCAGCGUUUAGCUAUCGUCUUUAUACUUUUUGGUGUCUGUUCCAAUCAGUCCGGACCGGAGGGACAAUAACACCUUUUUCCUCUGUCCUCACUAGGAGAGAAAAGCUUGCUACUAUCUAGAGAUAGCUAUGUAUAAUAUAAUCUAUAUUUGUUAACUCAUUUGUUACUCAUUUGUUAUGUAAUUUUUUUUCUCAUUCUGACAAAAUUUGUUUUUAAACUCUGGCAUUUAAAAAGCAUCUCCUAAAUGACGUUUCAUAGUUUGACAACAGUGAACAUGUCUGAUAAUAUUAGACGCAUCAUUUCAAAAGAAUGAACUAAAAUCCCCCCCCCCCCCCCCCCCACCCCCCCUCCAAAAUCCCUCUUUACCUCAUUCUUUCUUUUAUUUUCUCGUAAAAGGAAAAUAAGUUGGCCGUGGCAUGUUGCAAUACAUAAUAUAUGACAUUUCAUAAUAAAUAGUGUGUUUUC
This is a messenger RNA of Aplysia californica (California sea hare), 4476 nucleotides long. RefSeq lists its product as uncharacterized. Gene Ontology annotation, molecular function: 3-beta-hydroxy-Delta5-steroid dehydrogenase (NAD+) activity. NCBI's taxonomy places the organism in Eukaryota, Metazoa, Mollusca, Gastropoda, Aplysiida, Aplysiidae. The record is from RefSeq and is a predicted model, not a curated record. Gene Ontology annotation, biological process: steroid biosynthetic process.